Molecule: messenger RNA, 6591 nt
Organism: Closterium sp. Naga37s-1
Lineage: Eukaryota; Viridiplantae; Streptophyta; Zygnematophyceae; Desmidiales; Closteriaceae
Source: the annotation of a GenBank genome assembly
AUGUCUUAUUAUGGCGGAAGCGACCCCAGCCCGUAUGACUAUCCUCUCCCAGGAUCGGCAAGCGCAAGGGCCUCUUCGGCCGUAGGCACAAGUAGAAGGCGUUCACAUGCUCCCUUUGGAGGACCCUCAAGAUCAUCGUUUCACAUUCUUGGAGUAGCAUUUCGCCACUCUUUCAUCAUGUCUUACUCUGGCGAAAGCAGCCCCAGCCCGUAUGACUACCCUCUUCCAGAUGUCGUCGUGACUGGCCUUACCGGCGGAUACGGCAGCGAGAAGAAGGGCAAGGGCCACCACUACGGCGGCAAGGGCCACGGUCACUAUGGCCACGGUCACCACGGACACCACGGCGGCAAGCACAAGGGUGGCCAUUACGGUGGUGCGGUGGUGCAGGCUGAGCACAGCAGCGCACAUGGUGUGGUGCGACGACGCAGACUCAGCACAGCGGCGCACAUGGUGUUUGACGCAUUUGAGCACCGAGACAGCAAGCAGUUCUUGAAGCAGCUCACCAUCCAGCACCCCUUCAUCACCGCUCAGAUCGCUCAAGUGCCCGCCCACACUGUUAGUAGACACAUCAUGUGUAUCAAGACGCAGGCCACCUCUCAGGCAGCACCUUCAUCGCGCACAGCCCCUCUUUCCCUCCUUGACCCUUCCUCACUCUUCCAUCCUUUCUGUGCCGUCCACUCUGUUCUCGUCUCCCUGCGUCUCGGAGGCAACGAAAAGGACAUGGACGGCGCAACGCGCAACCAGUACACGCUCCUCGACUUUGCCUCCUUGCCUCCAGCACCUCUCAGGGCAGCCCCUCCUUCUUCCCUGUCCCCUCAUCUCCAUCCCUCCUCCCCUUCCCCUCCAACUGUCCCUUCUCCCUGUUCCCCUCCCCCCUGUCCCCUCCCCCCUAUCCCUUCCCCCCUGUUCCAUCGUUCCUGUUCCAUCGUUCCUGUCCCUUCUGCCCUGUUCUGUUCUCCCUGCAAUUUACCAGGGAGGCAACGAAAAGGACAUGGACGGCGCAACGCGCAACCAGUACACGCUCCUCAACUUUGCCUCCUUGCCUCCAGUCCAGACGCAAGGCACCUCUCAGGCAGCACCUUUGUUGCGCACAGCCAGUGGGGCUUCGAGGCCCGCUUCACUCUGCUGCACCUCGCCUCCUCCCUCGCCUCCUCCCUCGCCAUGUGGUGCCGCUCUCAUGGGUGCUUUGGCCCCGCCAGGCUCAUGCUCUUUCAAGGCGGCAUGCUCAGAACGCAGGGCCACUUCACUCUACUGCACCUCGCCUCCUCCCUCGCCACCUGGCGCCGCUCCCGUGGCUCCCAUCAGAUGCGCAUGGACGGGGCAAUGAAGGACGUGCUGUCGUGGAUACACGAGACACUGCCACCUGGAGAUACACGAGACACUGCCACCUGGAGAUACACGAGACACUGCCACCUGGAGAUACACGAGACACUGCCACCUGGAGAUACACGAGACACUGCCACCUGGAGAUACACGAGACACUGCCACCUGGAGAUACACGAGACACUGCCACCUGGAGAUACACGAGACACUGCCACCUGGAGAUACACGAGACACUGCCACCUGGAGAUACACGAGACACUGCCACCUGGAGAUACACGAGACACUGCCACCUGGAGAUACACGAGACACUGCCACCUGGAGAUACACGAGACACUGCCACCUGGAGAUACACGAGACACUGCCACCUGGAGAUACACGAGACACUGCCACCUGGAGAUACACGAGACACUGCCACCUGGAGAUACACGAGACACUGCCACCUGGAGAUACACGAGACACUGCCACCUGGAGAUACACGAGACACUGCCACCUGGAGAUACACGAGACACUGCCACCUGGAGAUACACGAGACACUGCCACCUGGAGAUACACGAGACACUGCCACCUGGAGAUACACGAGACACUGCCACCUGGAGAUACACGAGACACUGCCACCUGGAGAUACACGAGACACUGCAACCUGGAGAUACACGAGACACUGCCACCUGGAGAUACACGAGACACUGCCACCUGGAGAUACACGAGACACUGCCACCUGGAGAUACACGAGACACUGCCACCUGGAGAUACACGAGACACUGCCACCUGGAGACACACGAGACACUGCCACCUGGAGAUACACGAGACACUGCCACCUGGAGAUACACGAGACACUGCCACCUGGAGAUACACGAGACACUGCCACCUGGAGAUACACGAGACACUGCCACCUGGAGAUACACGAGACACUGCCACCUGGAGAUACACGAGACACUGCCACCUGGAGAUACACGAGACACUGCCACCUGGAGAUACACGAGACACUGCCACCUGGAGAUACACGAGACACUGCCACCUGGAGAUACACGAGACACUGCCACCUGGAGAUACACGAGACACUGCCACCUGGAGAUACACGAGACACUGCCACCUGGAGAUACACGAGACAUUGCCACCUGGAGAUACACGAGACACUGCCACCUGGAGAUACACGAGACACUGCCACCUGGAGAUACACGAGACACUGCCACCUGGAGAUACACGAGACAUUGCCACCUGGAGAUACACGAGACACUGCCACCUGGAGAUACACGAGACACUGCCACCUGGAGAUACACGAGACACUGCCACCUGGAGAUACACGAGACACUGCCACCUGGAGAUACACGAGACACUGCCACCUGGAGAUACACGAGACACUGCCACCUGGAGAUACACGAGACACUGCCACCUGGAGAUACACGAGACACUGCCACCUGGAGAUACACGAGACACUGCCACCUGGAGAUACACGAGACACUGCAACCUGGAGAUACACGAGACACUGCCACCUGGAGAUACACGAGACACUGCCACCUGGAGAUACACGAGACACUGCCACCUGGAGAUACACGAGACACUGCCACCUGGAGAUACACGAGACAUUGCCACCUGGAGAUACACGAGACACUGCCACCUGGAGAUACACGAGACACUGCCACCUGGAGAUACACGAGACACUGCCACCUGGAGAUACACGAGACACUGCCACCUGGAGAUACACGAGACACUGCCACCUGGAGAUACACGAGACACUGCCACCUGGAGAUACACGAGACACUGCCACCUGGAGAUACACGAGACACUUGCCACCUGGAGAUACACGAGACACUGCCACCUGGAGAUACACGAGACACUGCCACCUGGAGAUACACGAGACACUGCCACCUGGAGAUACACGAGACACUGCCACCUGGAGAUACACGAGACACUGCCACCUGGAGAUACACGAGACACUGCCACCUGGAUAUACACGAGACACUGCCACCUGGAGAUACACGAGACACUGCCACCUGGAGAUACACGAGACACUGCCACCUGGAGAUACACGAGACACUGCCACCUGGAGAUACACGAGACACUGCCACCUGGAGAUACACGAGACACUGCCACCUGGAGAUACACGAGACACUGCCACCUGGAGAUACACGAGACACUGCCACCUGGAGAUACACGAGACACUGCCACCUGGAGAUACACGAGACACUGCCACCUGGAGAUACACGAGACACUGCCACCUGGAGAUACACGAGACACUGCCACCUGGAGAUACACGAGACACUGCCACCUGGAGAUACACGAGACACUGCCACCUGGAGAUACACGAGACACUGCCACCUGGAGAUACACGAGACACUGCCACCUGGAGAUACACGAGACACUGCCACCUGGAGAUACACGAGACACUGCCACCUGGAGAUACACGAGACACUGCCACCUGGAGAUACACGAGACACUGCCACCUGGAUAUACACGAGACACUGCCACCUGGAGAUACACGAGACACUGCCACCUGGAGAUACACGAGACACUGCCACCUGGAGAUACACGAGACACUGCCACCUGGAGAUACACGAGACACUGCAACCUGGAGAUACACGAGACACUGCCACCUGGAGAUACACGAGACACUGCCACCUGGAGAUACACGAGACACUGCCACCUGGAGAUACACGAGACACUGCCACCUGGAGAUACACGAGACACUGCCACCUGGAGAUACACGAGACACUGCCACCUGGAGAUACACGAGACACUGCCACCUGGAGAUACACGAGACACUGCCACCUGGAGAUACACGAGACACUGCCACCUGGAGAUACACGAGACACUGCCACCUGGAGAUACACGAGACACUGCCACCUGGAGAUACACGAGACACUGCCACCUGGAGAUACACGAGACACUGCCACCUGGAGAUACACGAGACACUGCCACCUGGAGAUACACGAGACACUGCCACCUGGAGAUACACGAGACACUGCCACCUGGAGAUACACGAGACACUGCCACCUGGAGAUACACGAGACACUGCCACCUGGAGAUACACGAGACACUGCCACCUGGAGAUACACGAGACACUGCCACCUGGAGAUACACGAGACACUGCCACCUGGAGAUACACGAGACACUGCCACCUGGAGAUACACGAGACACUGCCACCUGGAGAUACACGAGACACUGCCACCUGGAGAUACACGAGACACUGCCACCUGGAGAUACACGAGACACUGCCACCUGGAGAUACACGAGACACUGCCACCUGGAGAUACACGAGACACUGCCACCUGGAGAUACACGAGACACUGCCACCUGGAGAUACACGAGACACUGCCACCUGGAGAUACACGAGACACUGCCACCUGGAGAUACACGAGACACUGCCACCUGGAGAUACACGAGACACUGCCACCUGGAGAUACACGAGACACUGCCACCUGGAGAUACACGAGACACUGCCACCUGGAGAUACACGAGACACUGCCACCUGGAGAUACACGAGACAUUGCCACCUGGAGAUACACGAGACACUGCCACCUGGAGAUACACGAGACACUGCCACCUGGAGAUACACGAGACACUGCCACCUGGAGAUACACGAGACACUGCCACCUGGAGAUACACGAGACACUGCCACCUGGAGAUACACGAGACACUGCCACCUGGAGAUACACGAGACACUGCCACCUGGAGAUACACGAGACACUGCCACCUGGAGAUACACGAGACACUGCCACCUGGAGAUACACGAGACACUGCCACCUGGAGAUACACGAGACACUGCCACCUGGAGAUACACGAGACACUGCCACCUGGAGAUACACGAGACACUGCCACCUGGAUAUACACGAGACACUGCCACCUGGAGAUACACGAGACACUGCCACCUGGAGAUACACGAGACACUGCCACCUGGAGAUACACGAGACACUGCCACCUGGAGAUACACGAGACACUGCCACCUGGAGAUACACGAGACACUGCCACCUGGAGAUACACGAGACACUGCCACCUGGAGAUACACGAGACACUGCCACCUGGAGAUACACGAGACACUGCCACCUGGAGAUACACGAGACACUGCCACCUGGAGAUACACGAGACACUGCCACCUGGAGAUACACGAGACACUGCCACCUGGAGAUACACGAGACACUGCCACCUGGAGAUACACGAGACACUGCCACCUGGAGAUACACGAGACACUGCCACCUGGAGAUACACGAGACACUGCCACCUGGAGAUACACGAGACACUGCCACCUGGAGAUACACGAGACACUGCCACCUGGAGAUACACGAGACACUGCCACCUGGAGAUACACGAGACACUGCCACCUGGAGAUACACGAGACACUGCCACCUGGAGAUACACGAGACACUGCCACCUGGAGAUACACGAGACACUGCCACCUGGAGAUACACGAGACAUUGCCACCUGGAGAUACACGAGACACUGCCACCUGGAGAUACACGAGACACUGCCACCUGGAGAUACACGAGACACUGCCACCUGGAGAUACACGAGACACUGCCACCUGGAGAUACACGAGACACUGCCACCUGGAGAUACACGAGACACUGCCACCUGGAGAUACACGAGACACUGCCACCUGGAGAUACACGAGACACUGCCACCUGGAGAUACACGAGACACUGCCACCUGGAGAUACACGAGACACUGCCACCUGGAGAUACACGAGACAUUGCCACCUGGAGAUACACGAGACACUGCCACCUGGAGAUACACGAGACACUGCCACCUGGAGAUACACGAGACACUGCCACCUGGAGAUACACGAGACACUGCCACCUGGAGAUACACGAGACACUGCCACCUGGAGAUACACGAGACACGUGCGCCUCACUCCUGGUUGUCCCUUCCUCACCUCCUCCGCGCCCCCUCACAUGCAUGCAUGAGCUAUCACACUGCACUCCACCCCUUGCCCCUGCUUUGCAGCCCCCCCUUCCUUCCUCACCCCCAUCAGAUGCGGUAACGAGAGGGGGAAAGAAGAGGAAGAAGAGGGAGGGGGGAGUGCUGCCGUGGGUGAGCAAGCACCUGGAGACGCUGCGGCGGCGGCAGAAGGGAGGCGCGGAGGACGGCGAUCCGACCUUCUCAGAGCCCUGUGUGCACCGCAACCUGCGGUACGUAUCUCUGCACGAUGGGGAAGAGGGGGCAGAUGGGGAAGAUGGGGAAGAGGGGGAAGAUGGGGGGGUGGAUGAAGAGGGAGAUAGGACGGCGACCCACCUUCCUAGGGAGUCGUGUGUGCACCGCAACCUGCUGUACUGA